ACUUUUUAUAAAGCAACCAAGUCAGUGCACAUCAUUCAGCAACGAUUUCAAGCAGCAGAAACUAAAAGAACUAGAACCAACUCUCAACAAUCUCUCAAGAACUCUCAAUAAUCAGAAAUGGCGGACAAACCAACUACAGCUGGACCCUGCAAGUGCAGCAACUGUAACUGUGGCCCUGACUGUCAGUGUGGUGACAAGUGUACUGGUGGAGAGAGUGGCUGUUGCCUCUGUGUGUGUAAGAGAUGUGCUGGUGCAGACUGCAAGUGUGGGCCCAACUGUAAAUGCCCCAAGAAAGGCAUCGAUUGCUGUGUAGCUGGACCUUGCAAACGCACUGACUGCAAGUGCCCUGACUACCAGUGUGGAGACAAGUGUGAUGGAAAUUGCUGUCCUUGUGUUUGUAAGGGAUGUGCUGGUGCCGACUGCAAGUGUGGACCCAACUGCAAAUGCCCCAAGAAAGGCAUCGAUUGCUGUGUAGCUGGACCUUGCAAAUGCAGCAACUGUAACUGUGGCCCUGACUGUCAGUGUGGUGACAAGUGUACUGGUGGAGAGAGUGGCUGUUGCCUCUGUGUGUGUAAGGGAUGUGCUGGUGUAGACUGCAAGUGUGGACCCAACUGCAAAUGCCCCAAGAAAGGCAUCGAUUGCUGUGUAGCUGGACCUUGCAAAUGCGCUGACUGCAAGUGUGGCCCUGACUGCCAGUGUGGAGACAAGUGUACUGGAAAUUGCUGUCCUUGUGUGUGUAAGGGAUGUGCUGGUGCAGACUGCAAGUGUGGACCCAACUGUAAAUGCCCCAAGAAAGGCAUCGAUUGCUGUGUAGCUGGACCUUGCAAAUGCAGCAACUGUAACUGUGGCCCUGACUGUCAGUGUGGUGACAAGUGUACUGCUGGAGAGAGUGGCUGUUGCCUCUGUGUGUGUAAGAGAUGUGCUGGUGCAGACUGCAAGUGUGGACCCAACUGCAAAUGCCCCAAGAAAGGCAUCGAUUGCUGUGUAGCUGGACCUUGCAAACGUAUUGACUGCAAGUGUGGCCCUGAUUGCCAGUGUGGAGACAAGUGUGCUGGAAAUUGCUGCCCUUGUGUGUGUAAGGGAUGUGCUGGUGCAGACUGCAAGUGUGGACCCAACUGUAAAUGCCCCAAGAAAGGCAUCGAUUGCUGUGUCCCAAAGUGAACUCGACUGUAACCAGACUAUUUGAACACUAUUUAGAACCUUGUUUGCUGUCCUUCAAUUACAAUGUGUUUUAUUUCAAUUCAAUUCAAUUCAA
This is a messenger RNA of Halichondria panicea, 1255 nucleotides long. RefSeq lists its product as uncharacterized. Bases 118 to 1161 code for a protein of 347 amino acids. NCBI's taxonomy places the organism in Eukaryota, Metazoa, Porifera, Demospongiae, Suberitida, Halichondriidae. The record is from RefSeq and is a predicted model, not a curated record. The transcript is spliced from 7 exons.